AUGGCUAACAAUAAUGGUCCAGCUGCUUCGAAUUCUCCAAGGAGACCAAUGUUUUCGUAUAUAUACAGCGAAUCAGUAAAUAUUACUGCUGAUAAUCAAGGUUUCCGCUAUCCUUAUUCAAUCAAAAAUAGGGACAAUAUUCUCAAGUCUGAUGUGGAUAAUGAUUUAAAGGCUACAAUAGACCAAAGAAAGAGUCAUUGUCGUUUACAGAAAGUCACUUUUACUUUUGUUCCGAGUAGAAAUGAUAAUUACCGUACAGUAACUUUUAAUGGUAGUGUUGAUGAGUUGCCUCUUGAAAAAAAUAAAUUGAAUGAUUUCAAAUAUUGUUAUGAAACUAAAAAUGGCAAUAUAUCGCAGCGUACAGUGAAUGUUGAACGUGAUUUUAGAAGAAGUGAUGCCCCUUGUAACCAAGAAAGAAC
Racocetra fulgida is the source of this 419-nucleotide messenger RNA. NCBI's taxonomy places the organism in Eukaryota, Fungi, Glomeromycota, Glomeromycetes, Diversisporales, Gigasporaceae. The record is from the annotation of a GenBank genome assembly.